Messenger RNA from Plenodomus lingam JN3, 2016 nucleotides. It is a transcript of the gene MDV1, whose product is annotated as Mitochondrial fission protein. Gene Ontology annotation, cellular component: mitochondrion. Gene Ontology annotation, biological process: mitochondrial fission; peroxisome fission. Gene Ontology annotation, molecular function: protein binding. The record is from RefSeq and is a predicted model, not a curated record. NCBI's taxonomy places the organism in Eukaryota, Fungi, Ascomycota, Dothideomycetes, Pleosporales, Leptosphaeriaceae.
AUGGCCUCGUCCUACGCUCGCAAUGGCUCGCCAGGACGUGGCAGAUCGACCAGCCCGCGCCCACAAUCUCCAGACAGCGACAUAGGCUCGAGCCUGAUGGGUGCACUGCCCGAUACGCGCCAUCUGCAAGCCUUUGGGAAAAAGGUGUCGGCCACGGCGGGCAGCUUGAUCGGCGGCGACGCCGUGGGUCAACACUACCAGACGGCUCUGGGGGAGCUCCACCGCGAACUUCGACGGCCCAUGUUACAACGAUCCGUCUUCUCCUUCGCCCAAACCACUCCCCGCGAAAUCGUGCGGUCGCGUAUUUCCGUUCCCGAGAUUCAACAGCGAGCGCUGGCCUACAUCCCCGACGAUAUCCUGCACAAUAUACCCGAAGACGAUCACGAGUUCUCUCUUUUCCAAGGCUUCCAAGCCAGUGUCCCCGACGAGCCUCUCACCCGGGGGAAGAAGCACGGCAGGCACAAUGCGCGCGGGCAACGACUGAUUGGCGGUGGCGAUGAUGAAGAUGACAAGAACGUACCGCCUUCUAUGCAGAAGCUGCGUAACCAGAGACACAGUAUGACACACCGACUAGAGAUGAUGGCCGUGCGAAAACACAUGUGUGUGGCGGAAAUCCACGAAAUCGAUGACAAAAUCGCAAAUCUCAACACCAUGCGCAAAAUGGUGCUGGAUCGUUUGGCUGGAUUAGAGAUGGAAGAGUCGGAGCUUGAACAAGACUUGCUGAAUGUGGACAACCAAAUCGAGGACCUGGAAGAAGAGCUGGAAGAUGAAGCGGCUUUGGCCCCCAAGACUCUGAGUCCGCGUUCGGAUGCGUCAGGAGAGGGAGCGUCAGACGACUUCAUGUCGGAGUCGAUAUACCAGAAGAUUAACUCGCCAAGGACUAAGAACAAGCGUAGACUAGCACAUCGCAAAUCUAUGCCUAUACUACACGAGCACUUACAGGCAGGGUCUAAGAUCAAAGAGCUGCCCGCACACAUGGACUCCAUCACGGCUCUGGACUUUGACGCACCGUGGGGCAUGCUCGUCACCGCAGCAUUGGACGACACAGUACGAGUAUGGGAUCUGAGCGCGGGAAACUGCAUAGGCAUGCUCGAGGGUCAUCUCUCCUCCGUGCGUUGCUUGCAGGUUGAGGACAACAUCGUAGCCACUGGCUCAAAGGACGCAACUAUUCGCCUCUGGGACCUGAGCAAAGCGGAGUAUGCACCCAUGAACAACCGAAUCAACAAGCACAAUGAUGAAGACGAAGGCGAGGACGACGGUUUGGCCUUUGAAAACCCAUCUGAUGCUCCGCCCCCACCACCCGCAACUAUCAUGCAAGACGUUCCUCUAUUUUCUCUCGAAUCUCACGUUGAUGAAGUCACGGCACUCGACUUCCGUGGUGACACUUUGGUUUCUGGUUCUGCCGACAAGACCCUACGUCAGUGGGAUCUGGUCAAGGGCCGUUGCGUCCAAACUUUAGAUGUUCUCUGGGCAGCUGCUCAAGCAGAAGCUACAGCUGCAAGCACGAACAGCUUCCGUCCCACUGGCCGUGCUACGGACGCUUCGGCCGACUUUGUAGGUGCAGUGCAAGUCUUCGAUGCAGCUCUGGCAUGUGGAACGGCGGAUGGCAUGGUACGGCUUUGGGAUUUAAGGAGCGGUCAGGUCCAUAGGAGCCUGGUGGGCCAUACAGGACCGGUUACCUCGCUGCAGUUUGAUGAUGUGCAUCUUGUAACCGCGAGUAUGGACAGGAGUAUACGAAUAUGGGACCUACGCACGGGCGCUAUAGCAGAUGCAUAUGCUUACGAUCACGCCAUCACGAGCAUGAUGUUCGAUGCCCGCCGCAUCGUCUCGGCGGCUGGUGAGUCUGUGGUCAAAGUUUACGACAAGACAGACGGCCGACACUGGAGUUGUGGUCCUGGUGUUGGCGUUGAUCAAGACGACAAGACAUCUCAUGCAGUAAUUGAACAUGUGCGCAUCAAGGACGGAUAUCUUGUUGAGGGGCGGCGGGAUGGCACGGUUGGUGUGUGGUCGUGCUAG